GCAGCCACCCCAGGCAGAGGAAGAGUGACUCUGGAAACACGUUAUCAGCAUCCUCCAUGGACUUCCUCACCUCCUCCCUGGCCUCAUUAGCCCCGAGCGGAUCAGCAUCUUCAAACAGAAACCUGGGAGGUUGGAACGAGGUCAGCACCCUGAAACCCAGCCCGCUGCUCUGUGGCCUUCCUCUCCAGCUGAGCCUCCGUGCAGCCCUGCGUGGCCGCUGAAGGCGCAGCCCUGAGCUCAGGAUGGAGCCCCGGCUGGUGCCUGAGGCUGCCGCUCUCUCGCCGGCCCUGCUGCUGUUGGGGCUCUCAGCGCUGAGCUGUUCUCUCUCCUCGCCAGCUUCUCCCCCUCCUUCUCUGGUGCCCCGAGUCAGAACCAGCUACAGUUUGGGACGGACCUUCCUCGGUCUUGAUAAAUGCAAUGCCUGCAUUGGGACAUCUAUUUGCAAGAAGUUCUUUAAAGAAGAAAUAAGGUUUGACAGCUCACUGGCUUCCCACCUCGAACUGCCUUCUGACUACUUGCCUUCUUACCCUGCAAAUUAUUCAGACGAUUCUAAAACCUGGCGCCCUGUGGAGAUCUUUAGGCUGAUCAACAGAUACCAAAAUGAGGUCUCAGACAGGAGAAUCUGUGCGUCCAUAUCGGCCCCAAAGACCUGCAGCAUUGAGCGUGUCCUGAGGAAAACAGAAAGAUUCCAGAAAUGGCUGCAGGCCAAGCGCCUCACUCCAGACCUGGUGCAGGGCCUGCCCAGCCCCCUCCUGCGCUGCCCUUCACAGCGACUCCUGGACCGCGUGGUCCGGCGCUACGCUGAGGUGGCCGACGCCGGCAGCAUCUUCAUGGACCACUUCACCGACCGCGACAAGUUACGUCUGCUCUACACGCUGGCUGUCAACACGCACCCCAUCCUCCUACAGAUCUUCCCCGGGGCAGAGGGCUGGCCACUGCCCAAGUACCUGGGCUCCUGUGGCAGACUCCUCAUCACCACCAGCACCAGGCCACUGCAGGAAUUCUAUGGCGCACCUCCCGACCGGGCUGCUGACCUUGCCUACCAGCUCCUUGGUGUCCUGGAGUCCCUGAGGAGCAACGAUUUGAACUAUUUCUUCUACUUCACCCAUGUUGAUGCAGGCAUGUUUGGCAUCUUUAACAAUGGGCAUCUGUUCAUCCGGGAUGCCAGCGCUCUGGGUGUCAUCGACAAGCAGGAAGGCAGCCAAACAGCCACCAGGACCAGAGAGAACCAAGACAUUUUUAGCUGCCUGGCUUCUGGCUGCCAGGCCCAGCUGCCCUCCUGUGACACCAUCCCUGAGAAACACAGCCUGGUGUUGGUGUGUCAGCAGUUGCUGCCUCGACUUCUCCAGGGGAGGUUCCCCUCCCCAGUGCAAGAGGAGAUAGACUCGGCCCUCGCCGACUGUGGGGCAAGCUCCCGCCCAGAUCCAGAGGUCCUCCGGGCUGCCAGCCGACUGAAGGACAUCUUGAGGCCCCUGAGAACCUGUGACCCGAGGUUUGCCUACCGCUACCCAGACUGCAAGUACAAUGAUAGGUUCUGAGGACCUGGAGCCCUAGCUGACCCGAGAGGACAAUGCCCUUUACCCUUUCUCCUCCCCGCCCCCACCCGCCGGGUUGCUGCCAGUUUCAAAGCAGCAGUUCCGUUAUAAACAUUAGGAGACACAUAUUCAUUUCUCAGGGACUGAGGAACGCUUGAACUAGGGAGGGAAAUUGUGCGACAUCACGUGAUUGCCCCAAUUGGCUGGAAAGGUCAUGGCAGAGCCCAAGGUGGCCAUCAGAAGAUCCUGUGUGGACACUCAUUGAUGUCUUUGAGCCUCAGUUUCCCCUGUUUGCUACCAGACUCUCAAUGCUGGUGAAAGAAGAGAGAGAUGUCAGGAGCCUGGGACACAUGCUGUGGCCCCCUGCGGACGUAGGAGACAUCUCCGGGUGCAGGAAAGAGCCAGAGCUAAGAGAAGAGGAGUCAGCAGAGGCCAGGUUAUUAGUCCGGGUCGUCGACUAAGUAGGUGUCAAGCCAGGAGUGCACAGGUGCGAAUGUUCUUGGGGAAACGCCUGUGAGAAAGACAAAGAGCGGGCCAGCAAAGGCCCAGGGACUGCCACGUCAUGCUGCGGUCUGACCCCAUGGAAGGAGAGGAAGCCAGGGAAGAGAGGUUGCCAGGGUGUCUUCAAAGCAAAACCAGCCAGCAGAGGAGUCCUUUUAGUGUCCCAGUUGUACUCAGUAGGUGGCGGGAACAGGCCUUGAGAAACGUGGCCUCACAAAGACACAUUUCAGAGCCUAGCCCCUGGGACACAGGCGGUUCUGCUCUCUGAGUGGCAGGACAUCUCACGGUAGCCACGGCCAGGGACCAGGGCUCAGCUCUGUCCACACCAUGUGCUGCGAUGCACAACUCCUUAGAGUCUUUGAGAAUUUUCAUUCAAAUUUGCCCUCACAGGUCAGUGUAAACCUGUUUUCUCAAAGUCAGCUAACAGAACAUAUUCUACGCAACACUUAGUUUGCUUUAUAUCUUUUAAAUUAAAUAUUUGGUCACAUGGGCUGUAGACCUCCACGUACGCUCUUAUCAGCUCUGUGAGCGGCGGGGGGGCUCUUCUCGGUGUUUGCCCAGCCUCCCUGCCGACCCUCUACCCCCAGGGACCUUUCAGUCCACCUCCUCUUUUCUACCUCUGAAUCAGCACCUUUAAGGUCAGAACUCCUGGCUUAGUGGGCCUCACUAUGCAGAUGGGGACACUGAGACCAAGGGAGAAAGAACGAUUCGCUGGGAUAGUCCAAGAACUCCCACUACCACCCCCUGCUCUUCUUUUCUUCUCCAUCAGCCUCUGACUGUCACCCUCUGCUAUCCAGUUCUGGUUUCUCACUCACAUUUAAAGAUGGACCCCCACAAGGUCCUAUUUUGUGGCGUACCGGGUCGCCUUUGGGUUUGCCCUUUGAUUGCUCCAGACACUGCUCCGUGACAGACCAAGCUUGUGGACUACAGGCUUCUGCUCCCUGCCGGUCAUUGAAAUGGCUGCCUCCUGGAUUGGUCUGGAGGUUGAAGUCUGACCGUCCUUCUCAUCUGCAUGGUCGCAGUCCCUCCUCCCUCUGGCCUCAGUGCAGUGUGGCCUCCAUCCUUCCAGCUGGCCACAGCCUCCAGACCAUGCGGACCCCACAGAGAUCCCCCAGUGUGCGAACCAGGCCCCAGUGCAUCUCUGUAGGUCCAGUUCUUCCCUUGCAGGGUGCUUCCGUAUGAUGAGUGAUGGGGUCCCUGGGGCCCUUUCGUGGGGCUUGAGCUAACCCUCUUGUAAUGCCUCCCCUAUGUCUGCCGCCUGCAUAGGCCACCAGCCCGCACCUCCCGACCCUGAGACUCGGAGGUUUGUUCUUUCAAAAUCGUCGUGUAACCUGGAGCUGCUGAAUCUAGACAGGAAACACAGCUCCAGGCCCCUCCUGAAGCGGAACAAAGAGAUCUUAUGCCCUGCUUGAGAGAGUUCUGGGAGAAAGCGAAGAAUAAAACCACCCAAGCAACCCCCGGGGGGCUGCUGGGAGAUUUGUUUUUAGUAUAAAUUGUAACCAAACUCUGUAUUUGUGCAGCUGUGUUCACAUCCGCAGUGCAGGCCAAGAAUUAAGGAAGGGCAGACAGAUGUCAGGCAGGGCCCAGAUAGGCUUCGAAAUGGCCUAGAAGUGCUUUCCCAGCUGGUGGCUUUUCAUGGGAUCUGGAGGUCGCAGAGUCCUUCCCAUACGCUUUCACGGCAGAGCAGAUGUGUUGCUCUUGUCAACAUGGCUGAAGAUCACAGGCCCCACUGAGGCACUGUCUUCAGGGGACAUUCUCCCCAAGCCCUGCCAUCUGCUGACCGUCUCUGCUACUCCCUCCGUGUGGUGGACCCAGAACAGAUCUGUCCAGGUCCCUCUUUAAGUAACAGUUUUCUCCCCAGCAUGGGGAUGUGGUCCGAGGGCAGCUUCAGCCCCUUCAGCCUCUGCCUCAGCCAUUCUGUGGCUUGGCUCAAGGUCACACCCUUCCUAGCACAUAUCUAUAUCCAGAGACUGGGUUUGGCCAGGGGCUGUUUGGCUCACCAAGCUACAACUCUGACGGGCAGUUCUCCUUCCAGAAAUUCCCAGUGAGCUGAUCAGGACUCUGCCGGGCCUGUGUCACAGUCUCAUUUUCACCGGCCCGUCCUAUUUCCUCUGCAUUCUUACAGGUGUUGUGAGAAGGGUUACAGAUCCCUCUUAAACAUCCUGUACCCUGUAGUGAGCUGAAUGGUGAACCCCCCACCAGAAAAGACAUAUGUCCAGAUCCUAGUCCCCAGAACCUACCUGUAAUGAUUACCUGACAAGGGAGAAGAUGUGACUAACUGAAGGAUUAUAAAAGAAGGAGUUUGUCUCGGGUAGAACAGGUAGACCUUGAAUACCAUCUCAGGUGUCCUUACAAGAGAGAAGCAGAGGGAGUUUGAAGACAGAAGAAGAGUGACAUAAAAAUGGAGGCCAAGGUUGGGGUGAUUUGGCCACAAGCCAGGGAACCCAGGCAGCCACCAGAAGCUGGGAGAGGCAAGGGACGGAGUCUCCUCCAAAGCCCCCAGAAGAGUGUGGCCCUGAAUGUAGUACAUCCUCUGUCCUUCCAGCUGGAUUUCACAACACUUUGAUUUCAGCCCGGUGAAACUAACUUCAGAUUUCUGGACCCCAAGACCUGUGGGAAAAUAAACUUCUAUUGUUCUGAGCCACA
Molecule: messenger RNA, 4682 nt
Organism: Chinchilla lanigera (long-tailed chinchilla)
Lineage: Eukaryota; Metazoa; Chordata; Mammalia; Rodentia; Chinchillidae
Gene: Dipk2b
Product: chromosome unknown open reading frame, human CXorf36
Exons: 5
Coding region: 243-1538 (431 amino acids)
Source: RefSeq, a predicted model, not a curated record